GUAAAUAAAACGACAACAUGGCACACAUCUGUGAAACAAAAAUGAUAAUUUUCCUUCUGUUGUUGGUUUCUCCCUCAUAUGGAUUUUUAGAUGGUUUAUAUUGUGGUCUGGAGAACUGUUAUGAAAUUCUGGGUGUCACAAGAGAUGCUUCAAAAAGUGAGAUUACCAAAAAUUACAGAAAACUUGCCAGGAAAUGGCAUCCAGAUAUGGCUGCCAAGACGGAGGAAAAGAAGAAAGAACAUACAGAGAUGUUUCAGAAAAUAGCAAAUGCAUAUGAGAUUUUGAAGGAUGAUGAACAAAGAUCAGAUUAUAACUACAUGUUAGAUAAUCCAGAUGAACACUUGGCUAAUUACUACAGAUAUUACAGAAGAUAUGCUCCUAAAGUUGACAUCAGGAUAGUAAUAGCAGUGUCCUUAACCAUUAUAUCUGUCAUACAGUAUUGGGGUUCCUGGAACAAUUACCAGACAGCUAUUAAUUACUUGUGCAAGGAACCCAAGUACAGAAUCCAGGCUAUGGGUAUAGCUAAGGCUGAGGGUCUUAUCAGUUCAAAGAAAGAUCGCAAAGACAAGAGAAGCAAGGCAAAAAUAAGAAAUGAAGAAGAAGAAAUUAUCAAAAAAGUGAUAGAAGAGAAAAUGGACAUCAGAGGGGGCUACAGUAAACCAAACAUUAAGGACGUACUGUGGAUUCAGUUGAUACUGAGUCCGUACUAUCUAGUCCAGUACAUUAUAUGGUGGUGUCGGUGGGCAUGGAAAUUCUGGAUUUGUCGGGAGGAAUACGGGGAGGAGGAAAAAACAUAUCUCAUAAAGAAAUACCUUAAAGCCAGCAGAUCUCAAUGGGAGGCCAGCCCUGUUUUAUUCCCAUUAGCUAAAGAGGAAGAUAUAGAUGAAUACAUGAGGAAAGAGCUCUGGAAAAGAGAAAAGUUUGAUGUAUGGAAAAAAGAAAAAGAGGAUGAAAUGAAAGCAAAACUAGCAGAGAGUGCCAGGUACAAGAGUUUUAGACGUUAUAUGAAGAAAGGUGGACCAGGACAAAUGACCUUUGGACCUGAGUAGAGAGAAACCAUGAUACUGUAGGAAGAAUCAGGGAGCUAAGAAGCAAUGGUUGAUGUGUGUUCCAGCUACUCUAUUUAUUGAUGUGUGUGCAAUGUGUCUGGUUAAGAAUGUUUUUCAAUUGUUUAAAGUCAAUGGAUU
Molecule: messenger RNA, 1187 nt
Organism: Saccostrea echinata
Lineage: Eukaryota; Metazoa; Mollusca; Bivalvia; Ostreida; Ostreidae
Product: dnaJ homolog subfamily C member 25 homolog
Exons: 12
Coding region: 18-1049 (343 amino acids)
Biological process (GO): protein folding
Cellular component (GO): endoplasmic reticulum membrane
Source: RefSeq, a predicted model, not a curated record